CUUUUAUUUAAAAAUUAAAUUAUAUAGCCCCUCACUUUUAUUUUGAUCAACGAUUUAGUCCUUCCGAACAUUUUGAAUGUUAAUCAACGAAGUCAACAAAAUUAUAUGGUCCCCUACUUUUAUUUUUCUCAACGAUUUCACCCCUCACUUUUAUUUUUGUCAAUGAUUUUGUCCCUUGUUUUUAAUAAUUAAUUUACACAUAAGUCCUUCGACUUCAUUAACUAACACUAAAAUAGAUGGAUGGGCUAAAAUGUUGACGGAAGUAAAAGUGAGGGGUCACAUGGUUUAAUUUUUUAAAAAAAGAAAUUAAUGUGUGAAUUAUAUCAAAUGUGAGGGUUUUCAUAGUGAUUUACUCUUAAUUAAAAUAAAAGUACCAUGCUGAAAGAAACAAAAGUUCAAGUACCGUCUGAAAAUUUCCCUCCUAAAAAUAUAUCGCCACUGCGCAUGCGUUGUGCGAUAAUAUGCACCCAAGAAAAAACUGCCAUGCGCAAAAGCAUUAAAAUGCUGUCACGUUUAUUUCUUGCUCACAAUACAGAAUUCUUACACUGCCGUCACAAAUUUAAACUCCAAACCCCACUCUUUUUAAUUCCUAAUUAUUUCACUUCUUUCUCUACAUCACCUUCUUCUCUUGACCCCCACUCCAAGCUAACCCACAGAGACUGGUUAUCUGCCACUGAAGUCAUACGAAUCUUUGAAAACAUUCAAGACCCAAAUUCAGUUCUCCCACUAUGGAAACAGUACACUACCAGAAAAGACUAUAAACCCAAUGAACCUCUUUACACUCUUGUCAUCAACUAUCUCUCCAAAGCUAAAAACUUUGAUGCUAUUGAAGAUAUUAUGCGUAGAAUCAAGCUCGACAAGAAUAGUUGUCGAUUGUCUAAUGAUUUCUUUUACAACGUCAUCAAAAUUUACGGACAAUUAGCGGGUCGAAUAAGGAAGGGUAUAGAUACCCUUUUUGAUAUGCCCAAGGGGUAUAAUUGUUGGCCUAAUGUGAAGACUUUUAAUCUUGUCUUGAAUUUGCUUGUGUCUGCCAGGAUUUUUGAUGUUGUUCAUGAGAUUUAUGUGAAAGCUCCUGUCUUGGGUGUUGAGAUUGAUGCUUGUUGUCUUAAUAUUUUGAUGAAGGGGUUGUGUGAAAAUGGGGAUUUGGAGGGUGCAUUUCAGGUGCUCGACGAAUUUCCUAAACAAAGAUGUAAGCCUAAUGUGAGAACAUUCUCUACUUUGAUGCAUUACUUGUGUGCAAAAGCGGAUGUCAAUAAGGCUUUUGGAUUGCUCGAAAGGAUGGAGAUUGAGGAAAUUGAGGUCGAUACCAUUACUUAUAAUAUCUUGAUUUCGGGGUUGAGGAAGCAAGGAAGGAUUGAUGAAGGGAUCGAGUUGUUGCGGGAAAUGAAGAUGAAGGGGAAUGAACCGAAUGCGGGGUCUUAUCAAGAGGUUUUGUAUGGUUUGCUCGAUGUAGGGAGGCUUGUGGAAGCAAAAGAGUUGAUCGGUAGGAUGGUUCGUGAAGGUAAUAGCCCUGGUUUUGUGUCGUACAAGAAAUUAAUUGAUGGUCUUUGCAAGGGGAAGUUGAUUAAGGAUAUUGAUUGGGCUUUAAAGCAAAUGCUGAGGCAAGGCUUUGUCCCAAAGAUGGGAAUGUGGAAGCAGAUCGUAGGGUGCGUAGUUUCCGAGAGUAAUGCCUCUAGCAGCAUUUAUAUCAGUCAAAUCAUUGGUGGCUAGCUUGAUUGAAUGUUUAGAAUGUUCGGAUGUGUUUCCCAUAAGUCGAUGCAUAGCUGUUUCUAUGUAUAAUGUAUAUGUUUGAAGCAAUUGGCAAAUGAGGAGGCAUUGUAUUCCAAGUAAUUCCCUUAAGCUAUCUCUGAUUUCCAAUAAUUGAUUUGCUUGUCAAAUACCUGAUGUACAUGCUGUUAUCUGAUUUUCCUGAGCUGCUGUCAAUUGCUUUCUAGCUAAAACAUCAAUGUGAGCCUGAUACACAUUUGUUUGCGAAUGACAUUGUCGAGGGAGUAACAUUGAUCUCCUGCUCUUGGAGUCCGGCUCGACUCAUAAUGCAAUUAAGCAUCUUAAGAGUUUAGUUCGGUUCGACUCAGGAUGCAUUUAAGCUUCUUCAGAGUUUUGUUCGGCAGAAAUUGGAAAACUGAUUUGGUCCAUUUCAUUUAGGUAGAGUAUAUGCCAAUGUUGUCACUUUUGUAUUCAUGACAUUCUGAGAAUUCAUGUCACAGUUAUUUAUGACAUUCUCAUAAUUAUCCCUUUUAGCUAUU
This is a messenger RNA of Mercurialis annua (annual mercury), 2246 nucleotides long. Its product is annotated as pentatricopeptide repeat-containing protein At3g14580, mitochondrial. The transcript has a single exon. Gene Ontology annotation, molecular function: protein binding. The record is from RefSeq and is a predicted model, not a curated record. NCBI's taxonomy places the organism in Eukaryota, Viridiplantae, Streptophyta, Magnoliopsida, Malpighiales, Euphorbiaceae. The coding region runs from base 376 to 1710 and encodes 444 amino acids.